UCCCUUGAAAUCAUCCCGAAAUCCGGUCAAAGGGUGCAGAUUAAGCACCAGACUUGGGGAGACAGAAGCUGACCCGAGUUGUUAGUUUUCAGGUGGUCUUGCGGCUGCACGCCUCCGGCAUGCACCUUGAGCUGCUGGAAAAAAAUCACGAGAUGAUUGAGAAAUCGGAGUGCACGCAGCUCACCAUGAUCCAACCUACCCCAAGCUCCAAGCUCCUAAUCACAACGCUAUAAAACCUGCACUGCUCGCGCGUCUCCUCCUCACCACCUCGCCGGCAAGAACAGCCAAGGAGCCAGAGAGCAGAGCGAGCCAUGGAGCAGAGCAAACCGUCCGUCUUCCUCGGCCUCCUCGUGCUCCUGGCCUGCGCCGGGUCGGGGCACGGCGCGCGCCUCCUCCACGACGUCGACGCCGAGGGGUACGCCCAGGAGUUCGACUUCGGCUCCAUGGCCGCCGCGGAGACCGAGACCGCGCCGCAGGACGCGUCCCUGGACGACUACGAGGACGAGAUCAGCCGGGUGGAGUUCGAGCCGGGGCGCGGCGCGUACUACGCCGGCACGGUCACCGCAGCCGCACCCGGCCCUGCCCCAGGUCCGGCGACGGCGGGGAGCGACGCCGCCACCGCGAGGCCCGGCACUGACAGCAUGAAGUGGUGGCUGCCGCCGUCAACCAUGCCGUCGUUCCCGCUGUUCCCGAACCCCGGCGGCAUGCCCGGGAUGCCGAUUCCUGCCAUGCCCGUGCCCUUGCCUGCCCUCCCCGGGAUGCCCGCCAUGCCCAUGCCGGGAGGCAUGCCAGGCGGCGGCAUGCCCAUGCCCAUGCCAGGAGGCAUCCCGGGCGGCGGCAUGCCUAUGCCUAUGCCUAUGCCAGGAGGCAUCCCAGGCGGCGGCAUGCCGUUCAACUUCAAGCCGGAAGGAUGGGGCGGUGGCGCCGGCGCCGGCGCGGUGCCAUCGCCGCCAAGCCGUGCGCAGCCGACGCCUCCUGCCGCCAGCGCAAGCGAUGGCGCCAACGACAGCACCGGCGACAACCCGAGCACGAACGAGGUCACCAACUGACAAGGAAGGAAGGAGAAAUAGUGGCAUCAAUCACUUGACCUGUGUUCAUGGCAUAGAGUCUAGCCCAGAAUCUUUUAUACCAGCGGUGUAGUAGUUACUAGCACCACCACUGCUACAUGCCAUGACUCUAAAAAAUGCUCAUACAAAUUCAAAAUGAUGAACAAUUCUUUUUAUGGGCCGUCUCUUGUUUGCCUUUGCCAAAGUGGAACACCAUUCAUGGAUUUGUAGAGAUAUACUUUCUCAUUUCCUAAAUAUAAGUCUUUUUAGAGACUCCACUGCAGACUGUAUACGAAGUAAAAUGAGUGAAUCUACACUCUAAAGUAUGUCUAUAUAUAUCAGUAUGUAGUCUGUAGUAAAAUCUCUAAAAAAAACUUGUAUUUAGGAACAAAGUGAGUAUCAUCGUGAAUCAAAGUGUUCUCGUUAUCACUGGCCCAAAGACUCGCAAACCCUUCAUAUUCAGUAUUCAAUGUAGCCGCGAUUCGAGAUCCAGGUCUCCCCACACCAGAUACAACAUGGCACAUGAGCAAAAGGGCACCAGAUAUAUAUAGAUGAGCGAGAUCAGCCAGAGGGAGCUGAUGAUACCGCGGUCCAAGCAAGCUGCUGUGUUGCAUAACUGUUUACAUUAUUG
This is a messenger RNA of Hordeum vulgare subsp. vulgare (domesticated barley), 1677 nucleotides long. RefSeq names its product formin-2-like. The transcript has a single exon. The record is from RefSeq and is a predicted model, not a curated record. The coding region runs from base 312 to 1049 and encodes 245 amino acids. Lineage: Eukaryota; Viridiplantae; Streptophyta; Magnoliopsida; Poales; Poaceae.